UGAUUCAUCAUUGUAUUUAACCUUAAUAUUUUUCCCGUGUGCUUAAGUCUAGAAUUUCUUAUCUGUUUAUUUAAACUCUCUAGUGCAUCUUCCAAAUAUACCCCGAUUGGCAAAGAAAAAAUGGAGUGUUUUAACAGUCUCUCCUACAGUGUAAAAAAUCUCCUUUAUCAAUUGCCUAUGAAUUGUGCAGAAAUAUGUAAAGAAAUAUCGUCUGAGAUUCAUAAUAGUGAAAUAUUGCAGGGUAUCAUAUAUUUUCUAGUUGAUAGUUGGACACUUGUAAAAAGAAAAAAUAAUAUAUGGAAUUUUUCUACAAUUAUAUGUCUUCCUACUACUUGUGUGUUAGAAGCAGUGGAGGUAUUUAAUGGGGAAAAACUUUUUUGUCAGAUUCUUUUUCUGCUAUCAGAAGAACAAAAAUUUAAUGCUGUCAAAGAACUUUGUAGUUUACUAAAAAUGUUUCCAAACAAGUAUUCUAUUCUGCGAAAGAACUUUUGUGAAGAAGCAUCUACUUGCUAUAUAAAGAAUUUGUUGAGUAUUUCAAGACCUGUUGUUCUAAGUAUUGGUUGUGAUAUCUUGAAUGGAAUUUUAGACUCUCUAUUUGCAGAUAUCAAAAGUGAUAACAUUCAAAACCUCUUAUGGAUACUUUCAGCAAUUUUAGAGAAAUUUGAUUAUUUCUUAGAGAAAAACAGCUUUUAUUUAAAUAAGUUCAACACUUCAUCAGCUUCAGAUUUAUCUUCAUUAAAUUUAUACGAGAGAGAACAAGUAAAAAAAUUAAAUUUAUACGAGAGAGAACAAGUAAAAAAAUUAAAGCAAUUCUGUUGUGAUCUUGAAAAUUUGCGAUUCGAUAAUGAAAUGUUCUGCGAGAAAAAGAUUUUUGAAAACGAAGAUAUUUUAUUGGUUCUUUCGAACAUAGUUUUUAGAUUAUCAAAUGCAUUUGAAAAUUUACAGAUGCAAAAUAUCUUUGAGACAAUAUCUGAAGAACAUUUUGUAGUUAUACUUGUUAAAUUAAAACAUGUGACACAAGUUCUCUCAGAAAACCAAGAUGCUGGUAAUAUUUACAAAUCAUUUCUUUCUUCCUCCAUGCAUUUCUUCAAAGUUCUAAGUUUGAUGGAUUUGAACAAUAGAACUAUAAAAUAUGUUUGUGUUGAUGCAAGUACAAGUGAUUUAUUGCAGUUACGAAAACAGUUAAAAUUGGCUGAUUGCAGAAAAAUGUUGUCUAGAUGUCUAGAACUUAAAGACCAAAAAGAGAAGUUUUUUAUUGCAGUACAUAGACUAAAUCACCUAUAUUUCGGUCAUAAAGAGGUUUUUGAUUGGCUGCUACAAUAUGAAGACCUUAACACUGAAAAUGCAGAAUUAUGGGUAAAAACUUUAUGGACAUACACCAUUCGCUUUUGCUGUUUUGAUGUACUAAAACGUUAUGUGGAAAUAGUUCAUGAUAGAUUCACUAAAGGACUAUAUAAUGUGUUAACAAAAUCGUUUCAAGAACUUAUUUUAAAGUGUAUUGACCAUCUAUCUAUCUCCACCUGUAACAACUUAUUGUUUGAAUUAAUUGAACACUUUUGCUCAGGGAAAUCACUCUUGUGGCCCCCAUGUAUAGCCACUCCUAUAACUUUUGAACGAAAUUUAAAUGAGGUGCUUAAUAAACUAACAGACUCAGAAGAACCCAAUAUACAAUCAUUUAAAAAUGUUGCACAGCUGUGCCUUAUUUCCCCAUUUGUUGUACUUAAAGAAGUUGUUAACAGGUGUUUAAGAAAAGAUUUAAAAGUUUCUAUUUUAAUUAAGAUAGUUGAAAAUAUGCCUACCUUGCUUGAACUUUAUGUUGUAUCAGAUGUUACCCAGUUUCCAGCAGUUACCAGUACUAGUAUUGAUGUGUCUGAUGUUACACAAUUACCAGCAGUGAUUUAUUUCAGCCAUACUUUUCAUGUUUUGCUAUGUGAGAAAUAUAAAUCAGAAAAGAUCAUGUAUCAAUUAUUAGUUGGUUUGAUUAAUGAUUCUAGUAGUGUCAAACUUUUAAAGUCAAUAGUGAUAUGGUUUAUUUAUCCUUCUCUGAAUGGAAGUGUGACGUCAUACAAUUUAAACUUCUCUUUGGAAUUACUUGAAGCUUUUUCAGUUUUUAAAAAGAUAUGGAACAUUGGAGAAAUUUUAAAAGUUAUCAAACUUCUUUUAAGUUUUGUAGAAAAAGAAGCCACUGUUGAUCUUGUGUACAAAAACUUAAUAUCAAUGAUAGGUCUGCUUACUUAUCAGUACGAAUUGUGUGCUAUUGAUGAUAGUGUUACUGUUCAGCUUAAAACCUUGGCAAAGACUCUAAAAUGGUUUAAUUCCUUCUAUUUCUAUAAGCUAUUUAAACAAUAUAAAGUUUUUCAUCCAUUUUGUGUUCCUCAAUCUGUUCUUGCAUUCAGUGAUAUAAAUAAUCAAUUAUAUGAAUCUGUAGUUGACCCAUUGUAUAACACAGAUGAAGGAAAGUGGCAGGGGUUAAUUGAGAUAUUUGUUGCUUGUCAAGAAUCUGGAGAAACUUUUAUUGAAAAAAUUCCGACAACAUCCAUUGAUGAUGAAAUUCAAUCAAUUAUUGAAGCUGUUGUCAAUAUUUUUGGAAAAGGCAUAUGUUUUUAUAAGGCAAAACUUGUCGUGGCCAGCUUGAAAAAGUUAAUACAAAAAAGCAAAAUUGAGGGUGUUACAUCAUUUGUAAGUGAAGAUCUUCAAAAUGCAAAUGAAACUCAUGAUACUUGCUUCUCGUUUCUUGUGAUGGUUCAAACAUAUACAUCUGUUUUCUUAAAGGAUACUUUUGAUAGUGUUGCUACAGCAGUUCUAUUGAAAAUUCUUCAUCAGUUUUUUGUUAAUGCUAAAGAAAUUAGAAAGUCACAGGUUGUUAUUUUUUUAUGUCUUUACUUUUUCGAACAACUUAUUUAUGCUGUUGCAAUGCUUAGCGAUAAAUCAAUGGGCCAUCUUGAACUUCUCCUUGUAGAAUUGUUAAGGUUUAUUUUAAGUUGUCUAAAACAGUUAAAUGAUAAGACAAUUGCUUCAAAGGUUUUAUUGAAAUGCGAAGAAACAUUAUCCAUGAUAAACACAAAUCAUGUAAUAAAUGAAAUUUUUUCAAGCGAAAAAAAAUUAUUUAUAUGAAUUUUUAA
Messenger RNA from Hydra vulgaris (swiftwater hydra), 3122 nucleotides. RefSeq lists its product as uncharacterized. NCBI's taxonomy places the organism in Eukaryota, Metazoa, Cnidaria, Hydrozoa, Anthoathecata, Hydridae. The record is from RefSeq and is a predicted model, not a curated record.